AGCGUCGAUUCAAUGUGAGUCAGGGUUCGGAAAAUGGAUACCGAAUUUCUUCUCUGUCAUUCGAGUUCCGAGUCAUGCGAUUUCAUGCCGGGCCUGUGCAGUCUCGGGCUAUUCGCAGCCACUUACCCGUCCCGCUUCCCUCCCCCCAGCCACAAUCAUAUCGACAUUUAGACCAAGGAAGAUGCCGGUGAAUACAAGAAGCGGCAAGCCUGGGCUUUCCAGAUUCCUUGAAACCAACCUCGUUGGACCUUGGCGCCCUCGCCAGAUGGUGUCACCGCCACAUAUUUCGCACUUGGGUAUUUACAGAAGACAGACGGCGCUUCCGGUGCCAUCCCAGCACCUAGCAUCUGGGACUCACACUGCGGAUCACGAACCGCAUCCUGAGAUGGAUUUCACCGAGAAAGCUUGCGCCAAGUAUCUUGGGAAGUGCUGGACUGGCUACAUCAACGGCGGCACUUACAACGAUCCCUGCAAGUCAACGUCAGUCAUUAAUACCACUCAUACACCAACUGCGGGGAACAAAAUUCUACCUAUGAAGUGCACUAAGUAUCAUCUACGGUACCACUCUUGGCCUCAUGACAAGCCAGCGCUGCAAAUUUUUGCACGCGAUCAUGCCUUCUCAACGCUGGCCACACAGCCCUUUGGUGAUUUGAUGAAGGUCCAGCUACUCAGUCGGCUUGGAUAUCGAAAUGAAACAACUUCAAUAGCGAGAUGAGCCAGUCGAGGCAUUGUGGACCUGAAACGCGGGGAUUCGAAAAGGUAAUUAUGCGGGCAUCCGUUUUGUCCCAUGGGGAGAGCAUGCUCAUACAAGUGUCAUCUCUUUCUGUUCCCCAGCGCUCGCCACUUGCCCAACUUCAACUAAUUCUUGCCAUGCUUCGUACCACAUGGCCUUGGGCAGCGGUAAUUGUUCUCGCGCCCAAACGGAUAACGCACUAGAACUGUAGGGGCCGGCACUACCCCAGAUUGACCGAGUAUUUCUCGGGUCUUACUGGGUA
Molecule: messenger RNA, 995 nt
Organism: Pseudomassariella vexata
Lineage: Eukaryota; Fungi; Ascomycota; Sordariomycetes; Amphisphaeriales; Pseudomassariaceae
Exons: 1
Coding region: 182-715 (177 amino acids)
Source: RefSeq, a predicted model, not a curated record